AUAAACUUGGAAAUUACAGUAAUCUACAUAAUCUUUUUGAUGAUGAAGAACUAAAGGCCACCCCAUUUGGAUGGCGAAGGACUCCUUCAACACCUUCACUGCUAUAUAUUUUUGAAUUUCCAGGGCGGGCAGAGAGGAAUGGCUGCAACUGCAACUGCAACUCCAACUCCAAUUCCAAUUGGGUUUACAAAAGCCAAAGGCCAGAGGCAGAGUGUGGUGAGCAGAAAUCUCCGGUGUGUAAAAGCGGAAAAACAGGGACUGCCGCCAGGGAUCCUAGUGGGCGCGGUUCGAAGCGCAUGGAGCACUGGAUGGAAGUUGAUGAUGAAACAGCUCGCUCCCUCUGAUCGCAGGGGCGAAUACACUCGCCCCGACAGUGCCUUCCGUGGCUGCCCGGAAGAAGGGGACGUAGUCCAACAUUCAUCACCCAGAUACCACUUGUAUGCUGCGCUCGAAUGUCCUUGGGCUCACCGCGCCCUCAUUGUCAGGGCGCUCAAAGGCCUUCACCAUGCCCUCCCUCUUUCCGUUGCCUCGCCCGGCAUCAAUGGCCUCUGGGAGUUUCGAGGUACAAAUGAUAAUGACAAUGACAACGAUGUCGUAGGGAAAUUACGCCCUACGGCUGACAAGCUUCACGGACGCAACACGCUGCGAGAUGUGUACCGGCAGCGGAAGGGCGGGUAUAAGGGUCGCGCCACCGUUCCUAUGCUCUGGGAUACUCUCACCAACGACGUUGUUAAUAACGAAAGCGCAGACAUCAUCCAAAUAUUGAAUUCCAAUUUUAACACAGUUGCCACCAAUCCUCAAUUGGACCUCUCACCACCUUCGCUCGCCGACCCAAUACGCGAAUGGAAUAACAUCAUCUUCCCCAACAUCAAUAAUGGAGUUUACAGGCAUCAAAUGGAGAUCUCAUCAAAGAAAAAUCAAGCCGGAUCAAGGACGGUCUUCGCCGGGACGAUCAAGCCAGGACAGGGGCGACCUCUUUCAAUCCAGCGUUCCAAGGCGAGAUGUGGAUUCGCACAAAGCCAGGAUGCAUAUGAAACUGCAGUAGAUUGUCUAUUUGAUACACUAGAUACUUUAGAAGCACACUUGGCUUCCUCAAGAUAUUUGUGUGGGGAAUUCUUAACACUUGCAGAUGUUCGGUUAUUUACUACCAUGUUUCGCUUUGAUCCUGUUUAUCACAUUCUCUUUAAGUGCAGCAAGAAAAAGCUGUCUGAGUAUCCCAAUCUCUAUGGUUACAUGUUGGAUAUCUAUCAGGUUGAUAAAUAAUCACAAUGGCAUCCGGAUCUGCAUCAAUGCAUGUCAAAAUAUUGAAAGGAAACCUGUCGAUAGACAUAACUUUGCUUGGAAAUAUGCCAUAGUGGGACCGGUAUUAGGGACUGCUGUUUGUACUUGGUACACGAAGAAGCAUAGUGGAGGCAUCAAUCGCCUCAAACACCAUCUUGCAGGCGUUCCUUGUUGUGAUGUUGGGCCAUGUACAAAAGCUCUUGAAGAGGUCAAAUGAGAGAUGAUAGCUCUCCUUACGGCACUAGAUAAAAGAAAUUAGAGAGGGCAAGGCAACAAGCAGCCAUACAAGAAGCCAUUGCUCCUAACUUGUAAUGUCUAAGUUGCCUAGAUAUGAAAUUUAUGAUGAUGAUUUUCAAACACAAUCAUCACAAAUUCAUAAUAGUUAUUAGUUAGUAGCUAGCUAUUGUGUUUGUUUCCACUCUCCAGCUUUGUACUAUGAUGCCAUUUUGUAAUCCAUAUGUAUUGAACAAUCACAUUUAAUAGAAAACACUUCCUCAUGGUUUUUAGGCUCA
Messenger RNA from Cryptomeria japonica (Japanese cedar), 1793 nucleotides. RefSeq lists its product as uncharacterized. Gene Ontology annotation, cellular component: cytoplasm. Bases 139 to 1263 code for a protein of 374 amino acids. NCBI's taxonomy places the organism in Eukaryota, Viridiplantae, Streptophyta, Pinopsida, Cupressales, Cupressaceae. Gene Ontology annotation, molecular function: glutathione transferase activity. The record is from RefSeq and is a predicted model, not a curated record. The transcript has 4 exons.